Molecule: messenger RNA, 792 nt
Organism: Cordyceps fumosorosea ARSEF 2679
Lineage: Eukaryota; Fungi; Ascomycota; Sordariomycetes; Hypocreales; Cordycipitaceae
Exons: 2
Coding region: 1-792 (263 amino acids)
Source: RefSeq, a predicted model, not a curated record
AUGGCGAGCCAAGUCACUGCCUCCCCCAACUUUGAGGGAUGGUACAUUCACCCAGACGGCACGACCGAGCCUCUCACAUGCCCCCGGGGCACCUUCGCCACGUCCGGCACGUACGCCGUGUGCUGCGACAAGAGCACCCGGUGCCCGAUGCCGACGGCCUGCCACGACAACAAGAUCAGCUACGACAACUUCGCCGUCGGCGCCUGCCCGGGCUCCGCCGUCUGCCAGACCAUGUCCAUCAUGUCCGCGCCCGGGGCCCGCGCCGACGUCACCUCGAGCAUCUUCUGCGCGCAGUACUGGUACGCCCUCGAGGCCUACCGCGACACCGUCCCCGUCACCCCCACCACCACCAAGACGACGAGCACCAAGCCCUCCUCCGCCUCGACUGGCAGCACGCCCACGAGCAACUCGGCCAGCGUCACGACGUCGCCAAGCAGCAGCACCCCCUCUAGCCCGACAGCCUCACCGACCGAGUCCGCAGGCGCCGGCGGUGGUGGAGGCGCGAGCAAGGCUUGGAUCGCCGGCGCGGUCGUGGGGCCGGUGGCCGGGCUGGCGCUGCUCGGGCUCGCGGUCUGGUUCUUCCGGCGGCGCGGGGCGGCGGCGCGGGGGAGGAGCAAGGUGGACGCCGCGGAGGCGCCGCAGGAGAUGGGCGGCGGCGACGGCAACUGGCAGAACAAGCAGUACUACGGCGCCUCGCACCCCAAGUCGGAGUCGACAUCGGCGGGCUACUACGCGCCGGUGCAGCAGAACCAGGUCCACGAGCUGCCCAGCGGCGACCACCAGCAGAGGUGA